CUAGGCUCCGAGGGAGGCUGUCGGCUGUCGGCUGAGCGGGUCCGGGCCGACGCACACCGGGCCGGGCAGGAUGUCGCGCCAGGCCGGUCGGGGCACCGAGAGCAAGAAAAUGAGCUCGGAGCUCUUCACUCUGACCUAUGGAGCUUUGGUCACUCAGCUGUGUAAGGACUAUGAGAAUGAUGAAGAUGUCAAUAAACAGCUUGACAAAAUGGGCUACAACAUUGGAGUUCGAUUAAUAGAAGAUUUUUUGGCCCGGUCCAAUGUAGGAAGAUGCCAUGACUUCCGGGAAACUGCAGAUGUAAUUGCAAAGGUGGCAUUUAAAAUGUAUCUGGGCAUCACCCCAAGCAUCACCAACUGGAGCCCAGCAGGUGAUGAGUUCUCCCUCAUCUUGGAAAAUAACCCUCUGGUGGACUUUGUGGAGCUGCCUGAUAACCACUCAUCUCUUAUUUACUCCAACCUCUUGUGUGGGGUGCUGCGAGGAGCCCUGGAAAUGGUUCAGAUGGCCGUGGACGUGAAAUUUGUCCAGGAUACGUUGAAAGGAGAUGGCGUCACAGAAAUACGGAUGAAGUUUGUUAGGCGGAUUGAAGACAAUCUCCCGGCUGGAGAGGAGUGAGCCACAGCGCAAUCUCCCCAAGGGACUGGAGGGACCAGCUGCUGUGGCCUGUAGCUCGUCAUGGACUCGUAGGGAUUUAGUGCCCCCUUUAAAUUCCAACUCCUAAAGACUCACUGACUGUUUACGUUGUUACAUUUCCAUUUUCCAUAUAAGACAACCCUCUGGGUUACUCUACUUAUCCCAUAGGUUCACUUUAAAGAUUUUCAUAGGGUGGAUAACUUUUUCAUACGACCCACAGAGACUCUUUCUACACUCAGUUUUUAGCUGGAUAUUCGGCUGUGGGCAAAGUUUGCUCCUUAAAUGCUAAAAGAUCUCCAGGCGAUUCAAGUAUGGGACUGAGUUUCAUAACCAAAAGAGAACCCAUCACGGGAGCUGCUUUCUUCUCGAGACACAUGCAUUGCUCCCACUGAUGCUUGUGAAGGCUAUACUAGGCUUGCAGAUGGAGGGGGUGACACAUGUGACUGACUGGCUAACACAUGUAUGUAGCAGCAAAGAAUGAAGCAUAUAAAGUGAAAGGAAUGGGAGCGCCUAAUGGCGCACACAGUUGGUCCUACUCUCUCCAGUUGUGCCUCUUCUUACUGAGGACACAAUGUCUGUAGUUAAAACACUGCAAUAGGCUCAUGGAGUGAAAAAGUGAUGGCAGAGCACUUCAGACAAGCCCUUUUUAUCCAAAAUAAAGCUUGGGGGCUUUUCAGUGCAAAUGAUCUGCUUCCAUUUGGGGUCAUGGUGCUCUUGGGGGAGAGGGGUUUGGUGGCAAAGCGAACUUCUGGUUUGUCAGGGACUGUAUUUGAGGGUCAGCAGCAUCAGGCUCUUAGUUCAUUUAGCAGAACAGAAUUUCAGUGGCCACAUUAGCACCCCGCGGCUCUCACUGUUGCACUAAUCCGCUGAACAUUUCCAGUCUCUGCUGAAAAAAGUAGCCCUGGUUAGCGUGCUAUGAAUAUUUGGUCUGAAACAUUUGUUAUUAAAUAUUGUUCUCCAAAAUAUACACUGAGAUACGCACUGAUCUCAGCUUCUUACUCAAAGCAAACCACUCAUAACUAAUUCUGAGUUUAAUAGUUAAAUGCACAUAAAAUUAAAACCUCAUUAUCUUAAGGAUUAGACCGGGAAGGCUGCCUUAGAGUGUAGUAUCCUAACAGGAGGCUGGGCGCCUUCCUUCAGAGGAAAACGGUAUAAAGAUGAAGAGCAUAACCAGCAUCUCAGGAGAUUCAAAUUACCUGCUUCCUUCUUUUUGGAGGCAAGAAUUUUCAGUUUUUCUCCCACAACAAUGCUGCUAGGAGCCGAUCCGUGGAACAGUCUUGUCUGGGUAUAUUGUGCUAUGGUGGUGGUCUGACUCUAUUAUGUGAUAAGGUUCAUAGAGGGACAAGUAAAUUGCGUUAUAAUGCCCUGAAUAUUUUUAAUAGAAAAAAUAAAUUACAGUGCCUGAAAUGCAUUCAGCAUUUCAUAUAGUCUACACAGCCAGGAUCUUAUUUCCACUGUCUGACAAAAUCUAGAUAUAAAA
Molecule: messenger RNA, 2111 nt
Organism: Malaclemys terrapin pileata
Lineage: Eukaryota; Metazoa; Chordata; Testudines; Emydidae
Gene: TRAPPC3
Product: trafficking protein particle complex subunit 3
Exons: 5
Coding region: 71-613 (180 amino acids)
Biological process (GO): intra-Golgi vesicle-mediated transport; endoplasmic reticulum to Golgi vesicle-mediated transport
Cellular component (GO): cytosol; cis-Golgi network membrane; TRAPP complex
Source: RefSeq, a predicted model, not a curated record